UCACCACCACCACUAGUCCACCACCACCACCACACGGCACACGCCCCUCGGCCUCGCCGCCGCGAUCCCCGCCCCCGCCACGCCGCGCCGCGCCGCGAGCAGCGAUGCAGUUCCUCACCACCUCCGCCGCGUGCUCCUCCUCCGCGCCGCCGCUCCCGCGCCCCGCGCACCUCCUCCGGGUCUCGAGGCCCCCUCCCUUCCCCCACCUCCGUCGCCGCCGCGCUCCCCACCCACCCUCAGUAUCUCUAUCUCUAGCCCCCAAACCCUCGCUCCUCGCCGCCUCGCGCCGCUCCCUGCUCUUCACCCCCCGCGCCCACGGCGACCACCACCACCACCACCACCACCACCACCACGGCCACGGGCACGGGCACGGCCACCAUGGGCACGGCGACGACGGGGUGGAGGUGCGCGGGGGAGGCGGGGGCGCGGCGGUCAUGCGGAUGGCGAGGACGAUCGGGUGGGCCGACGUCGCCGACGCGCUGCGGGAGCACCUGCAGCUCUGCUGCAUCUCCCUCGGCCUUCUCCUGACGGCCGCCGUCUGCCCGCACGUCCCGCUGCUGAACUCAGUCGGGCGCCUGCCGGCCGCGCUCAUCGCCAUCGCCUUCCCUCUUGUCGGGGUUUCUGCAGCACUUGAUGCCCUUGUAGAUAUUGCAGAUGGAAAAAUAAAUAUCCAUGUCCUCAUGGCUCUUGCAGCAUUUGCUUCUAUAUUUAUGGGAAACUCAUUGGAGGGUGGUUUACUUCUUGCAAUGUUUAACUUAGCCCAUAUCGCUGAAGAGUACUUUACAAGCAAGUCAAUGUAUGAUGUGAGGGAACUUAAGGAAAAUCAUCCAGAAUUUGCACUGUUGUUAGAAACAAGUGGAGACGAAUCGGCACACUUUUCAAAUCUAAAUUAUGCAAAAGUUCCUGUGCAUGACCUUGAAGUGGGUUCUCAUAUUUUGGUCAGAGCUGGUGAGGCUGUGCCUGUUGAUGGAGAAGUUUACCAAGGAUCGUCCACAAUCACCAUAGAACACCUCACUGGUGAAACAAAACCUGUUGAGAGGACAGUGGGGGAUGCUAUACCAGGUGGAGCCAGGAAUUUGGAAGGAAUGAUGAUUGUAAAGGUGACCAAAUCAUGGGAGGAUUCAACACUCAACAGAAUUGUCCAGCUGACAGAAGAGGGCCAGCUAAACAAGCCAAAGUUGCAAAGAUGGUUAGAUGAGUUUGGGGAGCAUUAUAGCAAAGUUGUCGUGGCUCUGUCUUUGGCUGUUGCACUACUGGGACCAUUCCUCUUUAAGUGGCCCUUUUUCGGUAACUCAGUUUGUAGGGGUUCAAUUUACCGUGGGUUAGGACUUAUGGUGGCUGCAUCUCCAUGUGCAUUGGCAGUAGCUCCAUUAGCAUAUGCCACUGCAAUCAGUUCUCUUGCAAGUAAGGGAAUUUUAUUGAAAGGCGGGCAUGUAUUAGAUGCCCUUUCUUCUUGUCAGUCUAUUGCUUUUGACAAGACAGGCACAUUAACAACUGGGAAGCUUAUGUGCAAAGCAAUCGAGCCCAUUCAUGGACAUUUGGAUGCGAGUAAUGGUGUCGACCCCUCUUGCUGUACUCCCAACUGUGAAAGUGAAGCUCUAGCUGUUGCUGCAGCUAUGGAGAAAGGAACAACCCAUCCUAUUGGAAGGGCAGUUUUAAAACACUCUGUUGGGAGAGACCUCCCAGUGGUUGCUGUUGAGAGUUUUGAGAGCUUACCUGGUAGAGGAGUUGUUGCUACUUUGAGUGGCAUAAAGGCAAGAGACAAUGAAAGUGAGUUUGCUAAGGCAUCUAUCGGUUCCGUGGAAUAUAUUUCUUCACUAUACAGAUCUUAUGGUGAAUCUGAACAAAUAAAAGAGGCAGUAAAGUGUUCUGCAUUUGGUCCUGAAUUUGUUCAAGCCGCUCUCUCAGUAGAUAAAAAGGUAACCCUUUUCCACUUUGAGGAUGAACCCCGUACCGGUGUAUGUGAAGUUAUAUAUACCUUAAGAGAAAAGGCUAAACUUCGAAUCAUGAUGCUUACUGGAGAUCAUGAAUCAAGUGCUCAGAGAGUUGCUAAAGCUGUAUGUAUCGAAGAAGUUCACUUCUCUUUAAAGCCAGAGGACAAGUUGAAUAAAGUAAAAGCAGUUUCAAGGGAAGGAGGUGGAGGUUUAAUAAUGGUUGGUGAUGGUAUAAAUGAUGCACCAGCUCUUGCAGCUGCAACAGUUGGUAUUGUUCUAGCACAACGCGCCAGUGCAACAGCGGUAGCUGUUGCGGAUGUUCUGUUGUUGCAGGAUAAUUUAUGUGUGGUGCCAUUUUGUAUCGCUAAAGCUCGCCAAACAACUUCAUUGGUGAAGCAAAGCGUAGCUCUUGCCUUAACCUGUAUUGUUUUUGCUGCACUUCCUUCUGUCUUAGGAUUUCUUCCUCUUUGGUUGACAGUUCUUCUCCAUGAAGGAGGGACCCUUCUCGUUUGCUUGAACUCAAUACGAGCUCUCAACCCUCCGACAUGGUCUUGGGCAGAUGACAUCCGACAACUCGUCCAUAGCCUAAAGAACUAUGUCUCGGCAAAGUUGAAUAGCUCCUCCUCAGAUUGCUCAGCUAGCACCGUUCCUUUGUAGACAUGUAUAGCGGCUGUUAUCCUUGUAAUUUUCAUUGCAUGAGCUGUGGGGCGUUUAGGGUGACCUGAUUUUUAUAGGCUGUACUCGUAGCACCACCUUGUAAAGAAAACAUGCCUCGUUUCAUGCUGUGUUCAUAGCAGUGCCUAGCAUCCUAUAAUCCAACUGUUGGCUGA
Molecule: messenger RNA, 2764 nt
Organism: Hordeum vulgare subsp. vulgare (domesticated barley)
Lineage: Eukaryota; Viridiplantae; Streptophyta; Magnoliopsida; Poales; Poaceae
Product: probable cadmium/zinc-transporting ATPase HMA1, chloroplastic
Exons: 13
Coding region: 105-2591 (828 amino acids)
Biological process (GO): monoatomic cation transport
Cellular component (GO): membrane
Molecular function (GO): ATPase-coupled monoatomic cation transmembrane transporter activity; ATP binding; ATP hydrolysis activity
Source: RefSeq, a predicted model, not a curated record